This is a messenger RNA of [Torrubiella] hemipterigena, 2788 nucleotides long. NCBI's taxonomy places the organism in Eukaryota, Fungi, Ascomycota, Sordariomycetes, Hypocreales, Clavicipitaceae. The record is from the annotation of a GenBank genome assembly.
ACGCAACGCCCGACAGCAACGACAAACAAAAUGGACUCGUUUAACUUGGAGCUCGAGUAUGAGCUGGUGAAUGAAUUCGAUGCCGUCAACCUGGUGACGGCCUCCAAGCCGAUCCGGCACGUUGUCCUACGAGACGAGAAGCUCCUCAAGGGCAAGUAUCCCGCCAAAGCACAUGCCCGCAAGGUCGCGAAGAUCCUGGGCGUAACCGACGGUGUCAUCUAUCUCCCCGGCGAGCGCGACAUCAAGUGGGAAGACUCGGACCAGCCGCGCACGUUUCGCCAGCGCAGAUACUUCUUCUACCUCACUGGUGCCAACUUCCAAGACUGCUCCGUCACAUACGACAUUGCCAACGACCACCUCACGCUCUGGCUACCGUUUGUCGACCCGCGCCAGAUCCUCUGGUUCGGCAAGCACCCGACCGCCCCGGUCGCCCUUCGGACCUACGAUGUCGAUGAUGCGCGCUACAACGAGCAGCUGGCAAGCUACUUUACCACGCACCUGGGUAGCCGCACGCUCUAUGUCCUCCGCGAAUCCCACAUGCCUGCUGGUGUCCCCCUCGGCCGCUCUACCGUCAACAUGACGGAUCUCCUGCCCGCCAUCGACCAGGCCCGCAUUGUCAAGGACGAGUACGAAAUCGCCAUGAUCCGCCGCGCCAACGACAUCUCGAGCGAAGCCCACUUGCGCGUGGCUCGCAACUUUCUCAAGAUGACCAACGAGAGACACAUGGAGGCCAUGUUCAUGGGUGUCUGCGACUCGUUUGGCUCGCGCGAGAUGGCGUACCCCGUCAUUGCGGGCGGCGGCGUCAAUGGGUCCACGCUGCACUAUGGCGAGAACAACAAGCCGCUCAAGAUGGGUGAUAAUGUUGUGUUUGACGCGGGUUGCGAGUAUAAUUGCUACGCGGCUGACAUUACGCGCACGUUGCCUGUGGGAGGCAAGUUUUCGACGCGCGGCAAGGCCAUCAUGGACAUUGUCACGAGGAUGCAGAGGGAGUGUGUGGCCGGAGUGAAGCCUGGUAUUUUGUUUUAUGAGUUGCAUAAGCUGGCUGCGCGUAUUGCGGCCCAGGGCCUCAAGAAGCUCGGUGUGCUGCGUGGCUCGCUGGCAGAUAUUGAAAAGGCCGGCACGGCGGCUGCUUUCUUCCCCCAUGGUUUGGGACAUAAUGUUGGCCUGGACGUGCACGAUUUGAUUGCGACGCUGCCGCUGGGUGUGAAGCGCGGCGUUGGCCUCGAGUUUGGAAAGAGGCACUUUGUGUCUUCAGAGAUGCUGGCGGCAAUGGGCACCGAGAAGAUGCAGGGCGGUAGAGGACCGCUGCAGCCUGGUAUGGUGGUGACGGUCGAGCCCGGUAUCUACUUUUGCAGAGAGUAUCUUGAGGGCUUUUACAGGGACAGCGAGGUCCAUGCAGACCUGAUUGACUGGGAUGUGCUCGAAAAGUACUAUCCCGUUGGAGGUGCUAGAACAGAGGACUGCAUCUUGGUGACGGACAGCGGACAUGAGAAUCUGUCUGUGGCGCCCAAGGAGGCAGACUUGCUGGCGGUGAUUAACGGUGCGUAAGUGAUCGCACGGGUAGCACGUAUGUAGAAAUUGAUGUUGUAUGAUAAGCAUACGAGGACAUACAUGGGCAUAGUUUGUCACCACUGGCAAGGGAAAUAAAAAUUGGUUAACGUCUUUAAUCUUCAUUUAUAUACUUAUACAAGAAAAAACGAUGCCUAGACUCCGGGGAUGAGGGAAUAAAGAAAAAAAACAAGAAGAACAACUUUUUACUCCAUUUACAAGUACUUCUUGGGGGACGUCUUGCGGCGCUUGUACAUGACGUAGCCGACGGCCAGGACAACCUGGAAGCCGAUAAUGAUAAAGAUGAGGCGCCCGUGGCCGGGGACGUUGUCAGAGACAGUCUGCGACAGCGUGCGGUGGUGGUCGGACAGCUGACCUCGGACCGAGUUGUCAGUCGAGCGGAUGCGGUCGAUGAGGUCGUCGCGCAUCUGGUUAAAGUUGUGCUGGAGGUCGGCAAUCUUGCGCUCCAUGGCGGCAAUCUGGUCCAUCUUGGCAUUAAGAUCGGUUCGGAUGCCUUGCAUCAGAUCCCGCGUAUCUGUGUUUUGCAUGUUUAUGGUAUCCUGAGCGACAGUGAUAGCGCGGAAGAUGGCAGACAGCUGGUGCGUCGUGGACUGCAUGCGGUUGUGCAGGUCGUGGAACUGCGCCUUGGACGUCUUGAAGACGUCGGCGUCCUCAUCCUUGGGGGCGUCGCGGAACGCAGCAUCGUCGACCGCCUGGUUGUGGUUCUCGCUGCGCGACUCGUGGUGUUCGUGCUCGUUGUUGUGCGAGUUGCCAGCGUACUCGUUGUUGAUGCUGGGGUCGUGGUGGUCCAUCUGGCGGGGGUCGACCGAGUCGGACAUGACGGCGAGCUUGAAGAUCUCAAAGGAGUCUGGGUUCUCGGGCGUGGCGGCCGUCAGACCAAACGUGUAGCCCUCGGGGAUGACAAUGCGGUCGCUCUCAAAGCACAGCUUGCCGUCGACCUCGACGCGCAGCCCGUGCGUGCUCUGCUGGAACUUGAUCUGCGAGGGGCGGCCCAGGUUGCGGUAGGGAAACAUGCAGUGGCCAAACGCGAGGCUGUCGACGCCCGAGGACCGCGAAAAGUCAAUGGAGCCGUCGUUGAGGAAGCCGCGCAGCAUGCCUCCCGAGUUGCCGUGCUGGUCGACCACGAGCACGAGACCCUCAAACUUGGAGAUCGUGUACACGCUGUUAGCGCCAAUCAUGGCCUUGCCGUCCUUGGCGAGCCAGAUGUUUAGGUUGCCGC